AUGUCGGCGCACCCGUCGCCUGGCUUCACAAUCCUGUUGAACAGCGAACCAACUGCCGGUUCAUCAGCAUCCACCUUUCUCUUAGGGCUUCUCCUCUGUUUCUUUGAUGGCUUGCUAACUGCAGUAUCAGCGUCUUCACUGAGCUGGCUGCCCACUAUGCUAGAGCCCACUGAUUCAGUUGGGUCGUCUGAUAAACUAAUCAGCGCAGAUGUCGACUUCAACGAACCUUGGCUCCAACUAAGUCCGCCACCAACUGAAGCUUCUUCGGUUGCAUCUGAAACGGUUCCAAGGCGCCUCUUUGGCGACUCUGUAGUUACGUCACAACCACGUAUGUUUAGCCCACCGUUAUCAGAAGUUCCGACAUCGCGCGGUGGUACGCUCUGUUCUGCCGCAAUAGGUGACGUAGGCGUGCUGCGAGCUGGAUUCGGCCGCACCGCAAAGAACUUCCUGCGAACAUGGUCACAGCUCGAGAUGCACACAUACGUGAUAUUCAUAGGUCCCGAUAUUGCCGUUGAACGAGUUCGUUUAAAACAUUUAGAUGAAUAG
Babesia ovata is the source of this 546-nucleotide messenger RNA. RefSeq lists its product as uncharacterized. The record is from RefSeq and is a predicted model, not a curated record. The transcript has a single exon. Bases 1 to 546 code for a protein of 181 amino acids. NCBI's taxonomy places the organism in Eukaryota, Apicomplexa, Aconoidasida, Piroplasmida, Babesiidae.